Messenger RNA from Otolemur garnettii (small-eared galago), 4195 nucleotides. RefSeq names its product Sp1 transcription factor (gene SP1). The transcript is spliced from 5 exons. Gene Ontology annotation, molecular function: DNA-binding transcription factor activity, RNA polymerase II-specific; RNA polymerase II cis-regulatory region sequence-specific DNA binding. Lineage: Eukaryota; Metazoa; Chordata; Mammalia; Primates; Galagidae. Gene Ontology annotation, biological process: regulation of transcription by RNA polymerase II. The record is from RefSeq and is a predicted model, not a curated record. Bases 44 to 2287 code for a protein of 747 amino acids.
CCCCCGGACAGGACCCCCUUGAGCUCGUCCCUCAGCUGCCACCAUGAGCGACCCUGAUCACUCCAUGGAUGAAAUGACAGCUGUGGUGAAGAUUGAAAAAGGAGUUGGUGGCAGUAACGGGGGCAAUGGUAAUGGUGGUGGUGCCUUUGCACAGGCUCGAAGCAGCAGCACAGGCAGUGCCAGUAGCAGCAGUGGAGGAGGAGGAGGACAGGAAUCCCAGCCAUCCCCUUUGGCUCUGCUGGCAGCAACUUGCAGCAGAAUUGAGUCACCCAAUGAGAACAGCAACAACUCCCAGGGCCCGAGUCAGUCAGGGGGUACAGGUGAGCUUGACCUCACAGCCACCCAACUUUCACAGGGUGCCAAUGGCUGGCAGAUCAUCUCUUCCUCCUCUGGGGCUACCCCUACCUCAAAGGAACAGAGUGGCAGCAGUACCAGUGGCAGCAAUGGCAGUGAGUCCUCCAAGAAUCGUACAGUGUCUGGUGGGCAGUAUGUUGUGGCUGCCACUCCCAACUUACAGAACCAGCAAGUUCUGACAGGACUACCUGGAGUGAUGCCUAACAUUCAGUAUCAGGUAAUCCCACAGUUUCAAACCGUUGAUGGGCAGCAGCUGCAAUUUGCUGCCACUGGAGCCCAAGUGCAGCAAGAUGGUUCUGGUCAAAUACAGAUUAUACCAGGUGCAAACCAACAAAUCAUCACAAAUCGAGGAAGUGGAGGCAACAUCAUUGCUGCUAUGCCAAACCUACUCCAGCAGGCUGUUCCCCUCCAAGGCCUAGCUAAUAAUGUGCUCUCAGGACAGACUCAGUAUGUGACCAAUGUACCAGUGGCCCUGAAUGGGAACAUCACCUUGCUACCUGUCAACAGCGUUUCUGCAGCUACCUUGACUCCCAGCUCUCAGGCAGUUACGAUUAGCAGCUCUGGGUCCCAGGAGAGCGGAUCACAACCCGUCACCUCAGGGACUGCCAUCAGUUCUGCCAGCUUGGUAUCUUCGCAAGCCAGUUCCAGCUCCUUUUUUACCAAUGCCAAUAGCUACUCAACAACUACUACCACCAGCAACAUGGGGAUUAUGAACUUCACCACCAGUGGAUCAUCAGGGACCACCUCUCAAGGCCAGACACCCCAGAGGGUCAGUGGGCUACAGGGAUCUGAUGCUCUGAACAUCCAACAGAAUCAGGCAUCUGGAGGCUCACUGCAAGCAAGUCAGCAAAAAGAUGGAGAGCAAAACCAGCAGACACAGCAACAGCAGAUUCUUAUCCAGCCUCAGCUAGUUCAAGGGGGACAGGCCCUGCAGGCCCUUCAAGCAGCAGCACCAUUGUCAGGGCAGACCUUUACAACUCAAGCUAUCUCCCAGGAAACCCUCCAGAACCUCCAGCUUCAGGCUGUUCCAAACUCUGGCCCCAUCAUCAUCCGGACACCAACAGUGGGACCCAACGGACAGGUCAGUUGGCAAACUCUUCAGCUGCAGAACCUCCAAGUUCAGAACCCACAGGCCCAGACAAUCACCUUAGCCCCAAUGCAGGGUGUUUCCUUGGGGCAGACCAGCAGCAGCAACACCGCUCUUACACCUAUUGCUUCAGCUGCCUCCAUUCCUGCCAGCACAGUCACUGUGAAUGCUGCUCAACUCUCCUCCAUGCCAGGCCUCCAGACCAUUAACCUCAGUGCAUUGAGUACUUCAGGAAUCCAGGUGCACCAGCUUCCGAGCCUGCCGUUGGCCAUAGCAAAUACCCCAGGUGAUCAUGGAAGUCAGCUUGGUCUUCAUGGGGCUGGUGGUGAUGGAAUACAUGAUGACACAGCAGGUGGAGAGGAAGGAGAGAAUAGCCCAGAUCCCCAGCCUCAAGCUGGUCGGAGGACCCGGCGGGAAGCAUGCACAUGUCCCUACUGUAAAGAUAGUGAGGGAAGUUUGAAGGGAGUAAGCUGGACAAGGUAUCCCUACUUCCUAACAUGUCAUCUUACCUUCUUUGUCUUUCUUUACCUAGGUGAGAAGAAAUUUGCCUGCCCUGAGUGCCCUAAGCGCUUCAUGAGGAGUGACCAUCUGUCAAAGCAUAUUAAGACCCACCAGAAUAAGAAAGGAGGCCCAGGUGUAGCCCUGAGUGUGGGCACUUUGCCCCUGGACAGUGGGGCAGGUUCAGAAGGCAGCGGCACUGCCACCCCUUCAGCCCUUAUUACCACCAACAUGGUAACCAUGGAGGCCAUCUGUCCAGAGGGUAUUGCCCGUCUUGCCAACAGUGGCAUCAACGUCAUGCAGGUGGCGGAUCUGCAGUCCAUUAAUAUCAGUGGCAAUGGUUUCUGAGAUCAGGCAUCUGGGGCCAGAGACAUAUGGGUCAUACCCCUCAACCCUGGGAUGCAAGGUAGCGUGGGUCCAAGAGACAUGUGGGAGAGAAAGCCAUGAGGCAUUAAAAUGCAUGGCGGUGGGAAGAAUUGGGGAAGGGAUACAAGAGAAGAGAUGGGGUCCUGGCACCCACCUAUAUCAUCAGUGCCUCCUUGAAUGUGGGAAACAUUAGUGAAAAUCCUGUUGGUGCCACCCUUUGAUGAGCAUUUGUUUGACCCCCAGUUUCUUCUUUCAUUUCUUACCCCAGCCUCCCUUUGCUGCAUUUUUCUUCUCAGCUCUCCCAUGAUAGAUCCCCCCCUUUCCUAAAGCCAUCAUGCCUUGAUAAAUAUAUAUGAUCAUUGAAAUACUUUUUAACAAAAAACAGAUUCUAUAUUAUAUAUAUAUAUAUUAAAAAAGAUAUAUAGAGAUGCAUUCACAGGGGUUGGCUGGGAGGAGGAAGGAGACCAUUCUGUGACCAAAAUACCUUGGUCAUUUUUUUUUUUUAUAUUGCCUUAUUUUCUUAUGGCUGAGCCUUGUUGUGACACAUCAAGCUUUUCUAUAGAUGUUGUCUUGGCUUCCCACCAGAUUAAGCAUUCAUAUGCUUUGCUUUUAGUUGAUAUAUACAUACAUAAUGUUUUUCCUUUCUUAAUAUUGUCUUUUUAUUUGGGAUCAGCUUCUUGUACUCCUUUCCUGACUUAAUUUUUUCUGUCUCCCCUUCUGUCACCUGAUCACUUGAUGUUUUUUGCUAGUGAUCCCUGGAUGAAGUACUUCUGUUGAUUGUUUAAAGACCUUAGUCCCAGCAACAGAAUGGAAAAACCUUGAUGUCCAGGCCAAUGCUUGAGGUAGCUGUGAAAGGAGUGUUCGAAAUACUGCUGACGCAGGCACCUUCUUUGUGCUGGAGAGUCAAAAGCAUCUCCCUUCAUCAGCUGCUGUAAGCAUUUAGAAUCAAACUUUUCUUUGGAAUUGUACAUUAGACCCUUUGAAGGUUAUAAUCUGGGAUCAGUUUGUAUAAACUGUCAAAAAAUGGUCAAAUGAUAGAUAGGGUCUUUUCAGUAGAAAAAAGAUUGCUCAGAAGAGGAAGUGGCUCAUGGUAUUUGAGUUCAGGAGCUAGUGGAGUAUUUGAACUUUGGUACCACUGUCUUCCACACUGUCUCUAAGCUUUUAUGUGUGGGCUUCUGAGUUUUUAUUCUAAAAGGAAGUACACUUCCUCUUUUGAACAUCCUGGGUAGUAGUUUCUUUCCUAUUAUGUUGAUAAGGAGCAUCAGCCAAUAGAUCUUUCUGGGUUCCCAUUCUGCAGAAUUCCAGAACAUGUACUAGUGACAAGACAGUGGUUCUUAAUGAUCUUUUUCCCUUAACUCUUCCUUAAAUGUAUGUACUUGGAUGGUUCCUAAGGGAAAAGGGAGCACAUGAUCAUGGGAAUGAUAGCCCAGAACAAAAGAAAUCUUGUCUUACCACUAUGAUUUAUAAGAGAGAUUGGAAGAAAUCAUCCUGUUUUCUCCAUGGCCUGAUUCCAGUAAAGACUGAUCCAAAAAUUAUAGCGGCAGGGAACUCAGUGCAUUUUGCAUUGAUAUUUAAACACAACCAGAAUUGUCCUCAAGGCCCAGCCAUUAAAGCAUUGUCUCUCUCUACCUUCUGGUAUCUUGUUAGAGAGCUUUUCACUGUGAGGAAGUGUGGAAAUGGCUGUGUGUAUGUGUGUAAUCUAUUAGGUUGGGGAUAGGUUUUCUGUUAGCCAAUAAUAAAAGAGACCUGCAAUAAAAAAUUACCCUAAUCUGAUAGAAAGUUAAGUGUUUGUGUAUGACUGUGUGUGUGAAUGUGUGUUCUUGCCUGUAUAUAUCUACACACAGAUGAGAAAUUAUAUUUGAAAUUGUUGGAGAUUCAGAUCAAAAUGCC